CCCAGGACCACGCUUUUGGAGGGAGUCCUCGCCUUUUUGGAGGGAGAGAUCAAUAAACGCACGCCUGCUCGCAACAACGCCCCGAUGAUACGAGCACGCACGCUGCGACAGAUAUGAGCGGCAUGGAUCUGUUGCCGUUUUUGAACGUCACAUGUACGGAAUGUCAAGACCUGGGACCUCCUCCAAACUCAAUUUUGGCCAUCCCCCCACCACCACUUCCAGGGUUCCUCCUACGACCCCCUACCCCUGACAAUCACACCCCCUCAUGUGGCGCCCUCUGUGACUGGAACCCUGGACAUGCAGAGUUUGUCGAACUGUUAGUCCCAGAAGCUGCUGACUCCUCGGAGACCCAUGAACCGCCCUCUGGCACCCAGCUUGGAGCCCCCACAGACGACACAUGGUUCCUGGUCCUGGUGACGUCAUGUGUAGGAGUCCUGGUGCUCAGCUUUCUCCUAACUUUGUUCCUUCUGAGGCUUAAACAUUAUUUCAGAGACCGCAGCAGCAAAGUGUCCCUCUCACUAGACCCCGGUGUGAAGAGCUGUGAGGCCGUGUUGUACCCUGGAAGUGUCGGUGACUCCAGAGUUCUAUGGACUACUCUGACUCCCCGGGGACCCGCCACCACCCUCGCUCCCACCCAAGGAACAACCACUCCCUCCAGGAGCUUCGACAACUCCGGCUACAUCGACCCCGACGACUACCUCAGGCUACGGCCCAGAGUGUCGUCCCCCACUAGGAUAGAACAUCCGAACCUUCCACCUCUUAACCUCCACCGGGCCCUGCGUCGAGAGUCCUCGGACACCGCCCCCAUCGUGUAAUAGUUCCUGGAGUUCCCUGUUGUCGAAGGGAAAUAGUAUUUAGGGUAAAGGACACGAUUUGUUAAAGAAAGGUACUGCGAGGAGUUUUUUUUUUUUCAAAUAAGAAACUAGUUUUUUUAUUUCCUUUUAAUCCCUGGUCGCCAACAAUUGUCUAGUAGGCCAUUGUUAGUAGUACUCACCUUCAAAUCUGAAGGUCGCUGGGUCGAUUUCAAGUUACAGAUCGAUUCCGAACACACAUGCCUUUAUCUUUGGGCUAUAGUGUAUGAUCAAAAAAGGCUAGACAAUAACAUUGCCAAAAGCAUUAGCAAAUAAGUCAACUUGGUUAACUUAUAAGGAUUAUGUUUUUGAACGAUUGUUCGUACGAAUUUAUUAAUCGUUUUCUUUGGGAGUUCUAUUGAGUUGUUGUAUGUUGAUUUGUUAAACUAACGUAAAAUGUUUUGCAAAACAUUAAAAAUUAAUAAUUAUCUAAAACAUAAAUUAAAGCUAAACUAGUUAACCGUUCUUAAAAUGUCACCUUAAUCAAAAACAGUUCCAUGGCACAUAGUUGUAGUUGAGAAUGAUUAAGUCAGAUUCAGACUACGAAGUGUAAGAAAAGUUUAAGCUAAAACAAUCAAAGAAAAUUGCUAUGUAUAUGCUGGAAGCUUAGAAAAGAAAAUUGCUUCAGAAUCGCAAAACAACGCGUUCAGCUCAGAUACAAGUAUGUGUAAUACAGUUAGGCAAAAGAUAAAUGCUCAAUAUUAAACUGAAGAUUAAGUUUAAAUAUAUGGAAAAUAUCAUCGAUUAGGAAAAUAUUAGGAAAAGUUUAGAUGCUCGUUUAACAUCUUGCAGGGAUUAACUUCUUGCAGUGACAGAGUUAUUUUCAGCAAUACUUUAUACAAAAUUAAGUUAUCGAUGCUUUCGCUACAUAUUUUCUAUAAUAUGUAGCCUACAUUUUUUGGAUAGAAAUGAGAAUGUUUAACGAAGGAUGGCUGGUGCUUGAUUCAUACUCGCUUGUUGUGAAUUGUGUAUAUUUUUAUGAUCAAUAUUGUACCUAGAUGUAUGUACCUACAAAAUCUAGUCAUUGUAAACUCAAAAUGUAGUUCUUUUUCAAUAAACUUCAUUGAAAAAUUAAA
This is a messenger RNA of Macrosteles quadrilineatus (aster leafhopper), 1927 nucleotides long. RefSeq lists its product as uncharacterized. The record is from RefSeq and is a predicted model, not a curated record. Bases 114 to 815 code for a protein of 233 amino acids. Lineage: Eukaryota; Metazoa; Arthropoda; Insecta; Hemiptera; Cicadellidae. The transcript has 5 exons.